Drechmeria coniospora is the source of this 675-nucleotide messenger RNA. Its product is annotated as translation machinery-associated protein 20. Bases 1 to 675 code for a protein of 224 amino acids. The record is from RefSeq and is a predicted model, not a curated record. The transcript has a single exon. Gene Ontology annotation, biological process: formation of translation preinitiation complex. NCBI's taxonomy places the organism in Eukaryota, Fungi, Ascomycota, Sordariomycetes, Hypocreales, Ophiocordycipitaceae. Gene Ontology annotation, molecular function: RNA binding.
AUGCCCGCGCAGUCAGAUCAAUGCUCGGCAGCUCGCCUUGCUUCCGUCUCGUUCGCUGCUGACCGAGCUCGCCGCAGCAUUCAAGCCGCCCCCAAGCAGAAGCUCAAGUCUUCGGUCCAGCGCUCCCUCCGACAGUCGCUCCUCUCGACCUACCCGCUCCUCACACCGCACAUUGACGAGAUUCUGCCGAAAAAGGCCUCGCUCUCGAGCAUGAAGCUGCCCGACCGCAACACCCUCUACGUCCUCGACGCCGAACCGCUCUUCUACCAGCAGGACACGGCCGUGCUCAUCCCCCACCUGCGUCUCGUCCACCGUUUCCCCCAGGGCUUCCCCACGAUUCGUAUCGAUCGCGGCGCCAUCCGCUUCGUCCUCUCGGGCGCCACCCUCAUGGCCCCAGGCCUAACUUCCAAAGGCGGCCGACUACCGAUCGAAGGUGCACUGAAGCAGCUCCCGGAGGGACAGGAGAUGGAUCAGCGCGUCGACGAUGACGGUAGGUGGAGUCGCGAGCUGGCCAAGGGGGAACCGGUCGUGAUCAUGGCCGAGGGCAAGGAAGAGGCCUGCGCUGUCGGCACCCUCGUCGUCGGCACGGACGAGGUCAAGGCAAAGGGCAAAGGGCCCGUCGUCGAGGAUGCACACUUCCUGGGAGAUGGCCUCUGGAAUCUUGGCAAGGAGUGA